Molecule: messenger RNA, 480 nt
Organism: Saprolegnia diclina VS20
Lineage: Eukaryota; Oomycota; Saprolegniomycetes; Saprolegniales; Saprolegniaceae
Exons: 2
Coding region: 1-480 (159 amino acids)
Source: RefSeq, a predicted model, not a curated record
AUGGCCACGAAGCGCGUCGUCGUUGUCUGCGGCUGGAUGGGCGCCAAGGCCCGCCCGGUGGCCAAGUACGCCGAGCUCUACAAGCAGCUCGGCUACGACGCUGUCGUGCUCCUUAGCAGCCAAGGCGACUUUCUCACAGACGGCGCCAACGUGCACCCGACAGCGCCAACCGACCUGCUGCCGCCAACCGAGUCGCUCGAGCUCAUUCCGCACAUGCUUUCGAACGGCGGGUGCCGGUCGUGGUACUGCUUUGAAGACCAUUUGCGCGGAUCCCAGCGCCCAUUUCAUGUGCCGGCGAUGGUGUUCGACUCGGCGCCGAGCCGGGCGACGACCAAGUCGCUCCUCGAGACGUGGAAGGGCGCGGGCAACUUGCCGUCGCUCGGCCUCUCGCUGGGCAUGCGCGCUUUCUUGGUGCAACUGACCUUGUACCCGCGCACAUUCCCAAGCUCUUUUUGUACUCGAACGCCGACGAGAUCGUGA